Messenger RNA from Schistocerca americana (American grasshopper), 1964 nucleotides. It is a transcript of the gene mms4, whose product is annotated as crossover junction endonuclease EME1. Gene Ontology annotation, biological process: resolution of meiotic recombination intermediates; replication fork processing; double-strand break repair. The transcript is spliced from 11 exons. Gene Ontology annotation, cellular component: Holliday junction resolvase complex; nucleus. NCBI's taxonomy places the organism in Eukaryota, Metazoa, Arthropoda, Insecta, Orthoptera, Acrididae. The record is from RefSeq and is a predicted model, not a curated record. Bases 392 to 1939 code for a protein of 515 amino acids.
CCGUAGUUCCGUGGCGGGCUCAAGUAAAUAAAGUGCAGAUGUGUAACGAGAGGUGAUUCUUUCUUUUCGUCAUUAUGUGUUUUCUGUUGUCAUUGAUGGCUCUAUAAUUAUAUGGCAUAGGCUCAGUUAUUUCGCUUCAUGCACGGUAAUUUUUAUUCCGUGCAAAUAUAAUGGAAAAUAUGUUUGGCAGUCCGAAACCAGGCAUUAUUGCAGUGGUGGGAGACAGAGUUGCUGGCAUACAGCCAACCUUGCAUCAUAAGGCACUGAACAUACCUACAACACAGGGAGCACGUGACACUCGAGAAGGAACGAAGAGUGGACAUUGGCUUGUCCUUACCACUCGACUCGCUGAAACAUCACUUGUAAAAGAGUUGCAUGAUAUACCCAGAUAAUGAACAUGGAUCAAGUCAUUCUAAUCUCAAGUGACUCAAGCGCACCAGCUUCUCCAGAAAAUUAUCAAGAUAAUUAUUAUAAAAAUGAUUUCAAGUCUUCUGAUGUCUCACCAGAAAAAUCACUUGUUGUGCACAAAACAGUGGAGAGUCUUGUAAAAAUGAGCCAGGAUAGUGGGCUUAGUCUUGGUGUCAGUCCCCAGCAAAAGGACAGAGAUGUUUUAUCAGAAGCAUGCCUGCGUGGAUAUGAUUCUGACAUAGUGGACUUGGGAUACGGUGAGAUACCAUAUGAAGAUGUUGGAUCUAAUAUACAUCCUUCUGCUGAUAUAGUAGCCUUGAAAGACACAGCUGAUAAUCUGGGUACCAAUUCAGGAAACAGUGGAAGCGAUUACAAUAUGAAAGAAAACCCUCCAGAUUUGUUUUCCGAAGCAUUAAAUCAGUUACGAACACUUUUACCGUCAUCGCAUGACAAGGAGGACGAUCAAAAGAAGAAGAAGAAAGGUAGAAUUAAUAAAGAAGCAAUUCUGGAAGAGAAAAUGCAGAAAAAAGCCGAAAAGGAGAAGAAGAAAGCAGAGGCAGCCCUGGAUAAAGCUAUGAAACAAGCAGCAGCAGCAUCAAGUCGCCUCAAAAAGCCAGGCGAGUGUCUCAAGACUAUUAAGGUUGUUGUGGAUAAUGCACUGAUACGAGAAAAGUUUGGAGGAGCUCUGUUGUCUGCCUUGGAAGAAAUAGAGGUAGAACGUUGUAUGCAGUCACAGCCCAUCCCAAGCACUGUUACAUGGCUGCGCCAGAUCAUCGAACACAGCAUUGACGAAGACAGCCAGAAGCUGGAAGUGAUUACAAAGUACAAAGAAGAGGACUAUGCUUUGUUGAUAUGGACGUGGGAUAUGGUAAAGAGUCAGAUGCAGUCAGGCAUAUUUAUUGCAUCUGUAUUAUCUGUUGCAUCAUCACUUCCUGGCAAGAAGAUGACACUUUUAAUUUAUGACUCUGAGAAAUAUUCAAGGAACAAGAAACCACAGAAGAAGGGAAGUUAUUACACAGAAUCAUCACCAUCCGAAGAUGAGCUGCUGGAGGCCCUCGUAGAAUUGCAGUUGCGACACGGCUGUCAGUAUCAUCUUGUGCACACCCCAGAGGAGCUUGGUGCAGCAAUUGGGCAGCUUACAAAGGCUAUUUCUGUGAAACCAUUCAAAUUGGAAAAGCAGGAGGAACAGAUGAAAGAGACAGACUGGUUUGCAGCAGGUGACUCUAACGACUGUGUGAAGGUGGACAAACACGGCAACGGGAUGCUGCAGCUGUGGCGGCAGCAGCUAUGCCAGUUCCCACUGGCGAGCUUAGCCACAGCCGAAGCUAUUUCCGCUGUUUACCCUUCACCACGUGCCCUUCUAGAGGCCUACAAGUGCUGCAAAAGUGAAAAAGAGGGGCUGCUGCUACUGCAAGAUAUAAAGGUGCGACGUGCAGCAGGGCCACUGGCAACUGUACAAAGAAUAGGACCUGAGCUCAGCAAGAAGAUUUUUAAAUUUUUUAAUUCCAGUGAUGGAGAUGAAUUGUUGUAAUUCUGUAUGCAUGACAAAUUUUUUU